This is a messenger RNA of Puccinia graminis f. sp. tritici CRL 75-36-700-3, 1098 nucleotides long. RefSeq lists its product as uncharacterized. Gene Ontology annotation, biological process: protein phosphorylation; phospholipid biosynthetic process; regulation of transcription by RNA polymerase II. Gene Ontology annotation, molecular function: ATP binding; transcription corepressor activity; protein kinase activity. Lineage: Eukaryota; Fungi; Basidiomycota; Pucciniomycetes; Pucciniales; Pucciniaceae. The record is from RefSeq and is a predicted model, not a curated record. Gene Ontology annotation, cellular component: endoplasmic reticulum; nucleus. The coding region runs from base 1 to 1098 and encodes 365 amino acids. The transcript has 5 exons.
AUGACGACGAAAAAGUGCACCUCCCCGGCGGGAGGAGGGGAGCUAGAAGAGGAAAGAGAGAAGAGCAACCAACAGAUAGUCAUUUCGGCACAGACGGCGGGCAGCCUGGCGGGGAUCAAGACGGAGGUGGUGGAGACGAUCCGGAAGGUGGUGGCGGUGGUGUCGAAGUAUGCCGGCGUGGGCUUGCCCGAGCCGGCCAAGCAGUUCGUCCGGUUCGUCCGGACCAGCAUCCUCGGCCUGCCUCUCCGUUGGGCAGAGGCUAUCCAGCCCUCUACCCCUACUGCUGCCUCUACAUCCAUUCCCUCUGGCUACCCGGCUGGCCCCGUCGACAGGAUCUCGAACCCCAAGACCGCAACCCUCCUCGCGGCUGGAAGGGUGCUCACCUUUGCCGUCGAAAGCCUCGACAUGCUCAAGUCUAUUACCGCUAUCUUCUCCGAAAGCGUCGAGCGGGCUGAUGCUUGGGUUGAGCGACUACGAUUGAUUGGGAUCCAGCAUCGACACGGGCAGGCAAAGAACAAGCGAGACGGACGGGUUGUAUUGCAGGGGGAGCUUGGCCUCGAGGGACGGGAGGGCUCGAUGAUUGGGAUAGCAGGAGGAGGCGGAGGCGGGAUGGGACGGGUGUCGAGGAUGGAACGAGACCGGUUGAGGGACGACCCAAGGCGGGCUGGUCCGGAGCCGGUGUUCGUCGACCUCGACGAUGGACGAGAGCGCGCGGAGCUUGAGUUCGAGCAUGAUGAGCGGAUGGGAACGCUCCACCGUCGGCUCGGCCAACACCUCUUCGUCGACCACUCUGGCCGGUGGCACAGCCGGAUCCUCCUCUUGUUGCGCUCUCCCCUUCUCCGUGAACGGAGUCAUCAAGACCCCGGCCUCAAACUAACCGAUUUCGGCUUCUGUGCCCAGAUCAACGAGGGCAAUGCUAAGCGGACCACCAUGGUCGGCACACCCUACUGGAUGGCCCCGGAGGUAGUCACGCGCAAGGAGUAUGGACCGAAGGUGGACAUCUGGUCCUUAGGGAUCAUGUGUAUCGAGAUGGUCGAGGGCGAACCGCCAUGUAAGGUUCUCUCUCUUUUCCACCAAUGGGACACCCAAGCUCGAUGA